AUGGCGCUCACCGAAAAUUCAAGAUAUUUGUCGGACACCCUCGUCGAAUUACCACAACGGAAAGCCAUGCCGGAACCUCAGUACCGACGGCUUUGCUGUGGAAAGAUCGGAUAUGAGGUCCUCUCCAUCGUAUGGCUGAUCUUACUGGUCCUCGGCUGCGUAGCCCUGGCCAUUCUACCGUACCCAGACGUCAAUCACUACUUUCAGUACAGCGGAUCGCAGAAUGGAGCCCGGAUAUUUGCCUCGGUGAUGUUCUUCAUCCUCGUCUGCCUCUGCAUAUCGAAAUUCAUGAUGCAACCCUGCGAGCGCGAUUGGGAUUGCCCAAAGGGUUCCGGCGAGAUUUGCAUCUGGAAGAAGUGCAUCGAGCAGCCGAGCUCGAAUUAUCAUGAUGAGCUA
Messenger RNA from Mesorhabditis spiculigera, 396 nucleotides. NCBI's taxonomy places the organism in Eukaryota, Metazoa, Nematoda, Chromadorea, Rhabditida, Rhabditidae. The record is from the annotation of a GenBank genome assembly.